Cotesia glomerata is the source of this 642-nucleotide messenger RNA. RefSeq names its product copper transport protein ATOX1 (gene Atox1). Lineage: Eukaryota; Metazoa; Arthropoda; Insecta; Hymenoptera; Braconidae. Bases 192 to 410 code for a protein of 72 amino acids. The transcript has 3 exons. Gene Ontology annotation, cellular component: cytosol. Gene Ontology annotation, biological process: copper ion transport. The record is from RefSeq and is a predicted model, not a curated record. Gene Ontology annotation, molecular function: metal ion binding; copper chaperone activity.
UGUAAAUAAAAUAUUUGUUGAUUGUCUUGUGAAUGCUUGACACGAUUAAACGAUUCUUAUCUUAUCCAAAUAGAAUAGUAAAAUAAAUUUCUCUCGCAUAUUAAAGCCAACUGGACCCGAAAGUGAUCUGAGAUCAGGAACCAGAAGAGGUGAUUGCUCGCUGCUGACGUGUCUGCAAUAGAAUUUUCGAUAUGGCGUCAAAGGUUAAUGAAUUUACGGUGGAAAUGACUUGUGAGGGCUGCUCUAAUGCUGUUGAGCGGGUACUGAAGAGAAAAGAAGGUAUUGAGUCUUUCAAUGUUGAUUUACCGGGGAAAAAAGUUUUCGUGACUUCUGAACUGCCGUCUGAUGAAAUUCUGGAGUGUCUCAAAAAAACUGGCAAGACUGUAACUUUUGUCGGGGUAAAAAAUUAAAUUAAUUAUCAAUUUCCCAUCAAUAAAAAAAUUAAAGUCUCUAAAUAAUUUACAAACCCAAGACAAUAUAUUAAUUACAUUAAAAAAUACUUAAGUAUUAAAAUUGAUGCUACAGUCCGAGUACAAGACUUAUUUUAAACGUUAAUUUAAUAAGAUUUUUUAAUUAUCUGGUGGCUAUGUUUAAAAUUAUCAAAUUGUUAUAAAAAGGUUUAAAUAAAUAAUUUUAAAUAUA